AUGAUUAGCAAGACGGGCGGCCUGAUCGGCCCGGUCAGGUCAAUCGGCUGGCCUCCAACAGAAGACUGGGGUCAAGCAGUCACUGUGUUGUUUGACCUCACACAGGUCCCGCGAGAGCCGUCCCACAAACAACCUAGUGGCUGCGAAUACCCUCACUUUGGCACCCGUAGCUUCAUCCUCCGCUUUCUGGCAACUGGAAACUCCUAUGCAAGUCUGCAAUAUACUUUCAGAGUCUCCAAGAGUGUCAUUUGCAGCUUUGUGCCUCAAAUGUGCCAAGACAUCAUCAACACUCACAGACCUGAAGUUAUGAAGUGCCCCCAAACUCCCAAGGCAUGGAAGAAGGACACCCAGGGAUUUUCUAAGAAAUGGAACUACCAUAACUGUGGAGGUGCGCUUGAUGGGAAGCAUGUCCCAAUAAAGAAACCACCAAAUGGAGGAUCAAUGUACUAUAACUACAAGAAUCUCCACAGUAUUGUACUCAUGGCCGUCGCAGAUGCAAACUACAAAUUCCUGUACGUCGACGUAGGCGCUGAACGAGGUGCUGGAUAUGGAGGAAUGCGGUCUAAGUGUGACCUUAAUCAAGCCACUGAGAAGAAGCGAGCCGGAUUCCCGGAGGCAAUCCCCUUUUAUCUGAUAAGUGAUGAUGCCUUCGCCCUCAAGCCAUGGCUGAUGAAACCGUACUCACACCAAUCCCAGGUGCACCAUGAGAAGAUCUUCAACUACAGAUUAUCACGCGCUUGUCGUGUGGUAGAAAAUCCAUUUGGACUCCUCCAAGCAAGAACAAGUGUUUAG
Penaeus vannamei (Pacific white shrimp) is the source of this 792-nucleotide messenger RNA. The record is from RefSeq and is a predicted model, not a curated record. Lineage: Eukaryota; Metazoa; Arthropoda; Malacostraca; Decapoda; Penaeidae.